AUUAGAAGGGAACCAGUCUAAGAAUAAAGAUGGACGACAAUAUUUUUACGAGGCUAAAAUUAUCGGAUUUUUUAGGGAGAUCUGCUUAAUAUAUAGCUUUUACGCCAUCAUUUUAUGACUAAAUUUUUGUUAUAAUCUUUUCCCAUCGUAACUGAUGAAAUUAACCUGCAUAAAAAUUGUAAGUUGACGGAAAGUCGUCUUUAAUGCUGGUCUAUAGUGCUCAAUUUUUAAUUCAGGCUUAAAAAUAUAAUAUAUCUCAUCAUACAAACUAUGGCGGAGGGAGGACACUCGAAUCGUACCCAUUCUCAACUCAAGGAAGAAUAUGGAAGAGGGUCCAAGGCAAGUAUCCGCCGUGUUUCUAGUAAUAAAAAUGAUAUUUCGAUUGAAAAGAUAGAACCUACAUCAUCAAAUUUUGGUAACAGACCCGUUUUUCAAUUGGAGGAUCAACCACAUUUUCACUACGAUUAUAGCGAUAAAUGUUUCAACCAUCUCGCGUUGGUUAUAUGCAACAAUGAUCAGGACGGAAAGAAAAGUGACUUACUUGAGGAUAAUGGAAAAUUCACCAUAAAAGUAACUGUAAAAGAUGCAGAGAUGAAUAUUAAUGUUUGGAUCGUAAGACGGUCUCUAGAUGACUUUCUAGCUCUAGACGAAGCUGUACACAAAUGUAUUUGGGAAAGGCAUAGUUCUCUCUUGACAGAUUUAAAAGUUCUACGACAAUACGAUAAAAAUAGCAAGAGCGUCUUACAAACGUAUUUAUCUAAAUUUGCAACAAUGGCUGUUUCUGGAAAAACUGUACCAUGUAGUACAGUAUUAAAUUUUUUCGAGAUGGAUUAUUCUGGUAAAAAGUUAAUUCAUGCUCGAAGUACGUUGAUCAACAUACCAGCUAAAGCUUGUGGAACUGUUACAAAACCUUAUGUAAAACAAGAAUUUGACGAAAUCUCUGUAGAAGUGGGUGAUAUGGUAUCGAUUAUUGAAAUGCCUGACUCCCCUGCUCAUUGGUGGAGAGGAAAGAGACAGAGAGAUAAAACUGUUGAGGUCGGAUACUUUCCGAGACAAUGUGUUGAACUGUUGGGAUCUAAACUGCCUGAAAGUUUGGACAACUUGAAAAAUACUCCAAUAAAACCUGUACAACGUUCCCGCGGGAAAAUUUUUGCCUUCCUUCUCAAUUUUUUUACUUCAAGACCUUCUAGAACCCACUUGAAACGAAAAGGGAUAGUAAAAGAACGAGUUUUUGGCUGCGAUUUAGGCGAACAUGUGGUAAACGUAGACGCAAAGGAUAAAAUACCGGACAUUGUCAAGUGUUGCGCAGAAAUUAUAGAAAAACAUGGAAUUGUUGACGGAAUUUAUAGAUUAUCGGGUAUCAACUCCAACAUUCAAAAGCUAAGAUUAGAUUUUGAUGAGAAUAGACAACCUGAUUUAUCCAAAGAAGAAACUCUUCAAGAUAUUCAUAGUAUAUCAUCACUAUUGAAAAUGUAUUUUAGAGAAUUGCCUAAUCCCCUGCUUACUUACCAAUUAUACGAUCAGUUUGUGGAUGCUGUAAAAUAUGCUCAAUCGGAGGAGGACAAGCCAAUGAGAAUAAGUAAUGUAGUUGAACUAUUACCACCGGUCCAUAAAGAAACUGCACGAUUCCUAUUUCUUCAUUUAGCCCGAGUGGCUUCUCGAGGAUAUGAAACGAAUAUGCACGCUAAACAAUUAUCUAUUGUUUGGGCUCCAAAUUUACUUCGCUCUAAGCGCCUUGAAACUCCUCAGCGCUGUUGUGAUAUGUUGCAAGACGUUGCUGUUCAAGCAACAAUUACCGAGCUGUUAAUUAAUUAUGCAAAUCAAGUAUUUGGGGAUGAAAAGUAUCAAGAUGUAGACGGAAUUAUUAAAAGGCAUAGACCUAAGUCCUUAGCUGUGUCAACACCCUCAAAAUAUGAUUGUAGAUUAAGUGCAGAUAGUAUGCUUAUUUCGCUUGAAGAGGCUAAAAAUAGAAAAUUGGGCCGAAAUUUCGAAUACGAAAAAGAAAAUUCUAGAAAAUCUAAAAGAGGUAAUUCUAAAUCAUCUUUAUUUAGGAAGAGUCCCCGAAGUAUGAGAUCCAAGUCAAGUAAAUUUACCGCCACUUCGGACCCGGGGAAAUCACUAACGCUUACAGCUGCUGAUAUUCCUGAAGAAUGGAGACAUCAUCAUCAGCCAUUUAGAUUGUCGAAAAGUGCUGAAUCCUUGGACAAAUGUACUGUUUUUGCUAAUCCUUCACCAGAUAUUAUUGGUUUGGAGUCAAAUGAGAAUUAUUCAAAGAGCGAUAAUUGGAAUUCUGUUGAAACUAAAACUUUUAAACCUCCACCAAUGAAUAGACCAAGCAUUAAACAAGCUAAUUUUAGUCUUACCCAUCACCGAGCGUGUUCAUUAGAUUCGGCUGCUAUUGUUGAACCUCCAGCUGAACAAAGAUCGGAAUUUUUUGAAAAUUUAAAUAGUCUUGAAAUUUUAAAUUCACAAGAAAGUUUAGCUAGCUCUGUUUUAAAAGGCUUUGACGAAACUAAAGAAGACAAAGAAUUUCCCGAUUACGAAAGGGAGCGUACAUCGUCUUUUACAACUUUCCGAAGAGAGCAACCGAUUUACGAAAAUUUACAACAAGUUAAGAAUAGCCACUUUUCCAGCUAUAAGCAGUGUCCUCGAUAUGAAAAAGAAUUAACUGAGGAUGAAUUCCCAACUGCUACGCUUCCAGAGGAAGUCGAAGUUUCCCAAGCCUGGAGUAAACAGCUUUCUCCUUCCAUUACAAACUCAAAUUUUAGUAAAUUUGAGGAAAAAAAUGUCUCGGUAGAUUUGAUUACUAUUGAUGAAUCCUCCACAGACCCACUAUCCGUUCACAUAGAUAAAUUUAAUGAAAUAUCUGAGGAACUGGAAAGAACUUCAAAUUUAACCAGCACCUCAGAUGAAAAAGAAGAAGUUCCUGUUACAAUUAUUGAUGAACCCUUUCCUACUUCGGAUUUAAUUAUGAGUCCUGCCGCUACACAUAGACAAAUUUCUAGAUUUUCCUUAGACAAAACUCCUGAGGAAGAAGAGAAGAGUAUUGUUCCCACUUCUUCAACUUGUUCAUUAAACAAUCAAACCAGCGUAAAUGAUAAUCAUUUAGAUGAUGCUUUUACCAGUGAAAAAAGUUCUCCAAUUGAAGAUAAGCCAAUAGUAGAGGCGCCUUUGACAGAUAAAGUUAAAUCGUUGUUAGAAGAGAGAAUUAAAUCGUCUUUUGAAGAAGACGUACAAUUGUCAUUAUCUUUGACAGAAAAAGUAGCAGAAUCACCUUUGAAAGAAGAAGUAGAAUCGCCUUUGACAGAAAAAGUAGAAUCGCCUUUGAAAGAAAAAGUGGAAUCACCUUUGAAAGAGAAAGUAGAAUCGCCUUUGAAAGAAAAAGUAGAAUCACCUUUUAAAGAAAAAGUAGAAUCGCCUUGGGAAGAAAAUAUAAUUCAAUUCGGAGAAAGUACUCCAAUCUUUAGAGACCCUGUAAAUAUUAAAGAAAAUAUAGAAUUGAGGUCUCCAUCGUCUUCCAAGUCGAAUAAAUCUAUUAUUGAUAGUUUUCAUGAGGAAAAGAAAGCUCAAACAAAUGAAAAAGAAAAGUCAAAUAUCUGUUAUGACGAAAUGAACAAGAAUCCUGCUAAUGUCAACAGUGAAAAAUUAUUUACAAAAAUUAAAUCCACCAAACUGCCUCAAAAUGAUAAUGAAACUGUCACAGAUAAGUCACAAGGAAGUUUUGUUGAAAACUUAAAAAAGUUCGAUAACGAUAAGCCUACAUUCCGUGAAAACAAUUCCUUAGAAAAUAGUAAACAGAAUAAAAAUGUCUACUUUCAGCGUCGUCAGCAAUUUUCAUAUGAAAAUGUUGUUAAAGUUGACAAAUUUGAAAAGGUUGAUGUAACGGAAAAUGAAAGUUGUAUAUCUGCUACUGAUGACAAGCGUAUCGAUUUAAACUUGUCCGAUUCCAGUGAACAAGAUCCAAUUACAAAAAAGAGAAGUAUAAAAAAUAUAGGUGAAAAGGCUGAUUCUCCCAUAUUACAAGUCGCAAGAAGAUAUUCUGUUGUAGAAUCUGAACAAGUUAACAAUCUCGGAAAAGUUUCGUCUUCUCCGUUUUUAAAUAAGCAAGAAUCACAAGAUUCCAGUCAGUCUACUGUUAAUUCUCCGGAGAAAAAAGUUAGACUAUCAGGUAGUAUAGACAGUCUUGAUGAAAUGACAAUUGAACAAUUGGAAGUGAAAGAAAACGUUCCAGUGAAAGUCAAGCCCAGUUUAACAUCCUCCUUUAGUGGAAAAGCUAGUUCUAAACCUAUUCCAAAGCCUCGAAGGUCGGUUGAAAGCAACGUGGCUAGAAGUGCUCCAGAACCUGAAGUUCGAAAAGAUGUUAUUAAGUCUCACCUUGACUCCUUAAGGAGCAGAGAAAGGCCUAUUAAUUCUGGUGUAAAACAAUUAGAAACAAAAACUUCCUCAACUUUUUCUUUAACAACAAGUCAAAAAUCACAAGAGAGAAUAGAUAUCACUCCGGAUACCCAACGAAAAACUGAAAACUUGCCAAAGUUUGGUGAAACUAGCCGAAUGUUUUCAGCUAAAGUAGUUAAGGAUGAAAAAGAUGAAAAACAAGUAGCUAUUGAAGGAGAUGAAGAGAACUCAACUAAUAAUUCCUCUUAUUCAUCAAAACAAGGAAGCGUGAGGUCCUUUCUAAAUGACAAGUUAGCUAAAUUGCCAUUCAUUUAAUUAUCAUUAUACGCGUAUAAAUAAGAAUCUUUGGCCAUGCUUUAUAAACUUUUAUGCUCUUACAAACUAUCUACUCUAUAUAUAUAUUUUUUUUAUAAAACUUGGCUUGCAUGCGAUCUAUACAAACUGCUUUAGAGACUGUGCUUCUGAGAACUUGAAAAGAGUUUAAAGAUAUUUAAUUCUAUUACAAUAGUUAUUUGUGGUUCUUUUAAGAAAUUUAACGUUUCUCAUCUGUCUACGCUUUAUUUGAUUAAUUUCUGCAAAAAAUUAAUGAUUGCCAUUGUAACAAAACAAAAAUUAACUUACUCUUUAUAUUGAUCUACGUUUUUGCCACUACACUCCGUUUCGAAUUUAACUUUAGAUGUCUUUAUAUUGAAUUUUAACACUUUCUAGUAGCUAAUCAUGAAUUAACAACGGAAAAAAGAAAAUUGAGAUUUAAGGGUCCCAAAAACUUUGCGAUAUUUUUUCCCUUAAGAGAUAUUUAUUCUCUACUAAUUUUAUAGUUUCUUGUUAUUUUUUAGUUAAAGUUGCGCAAUAAUUUUAUUAAUCAAAUAUUCUUAUUUCAAGUAUGAUAAAUUUCAGACGCCUGGCUGAAAUGUUUACAUCUACUCCUACUGCAACGUCUUCCCCUCAAUCGUCUACCGAAUCGAGCAUUCGGCGAUCACAAAGUACCCGAGUUCCAUCGAUUAUACGUUCAACAGUUGACGAAGAAAAUAAUAGAUUAUCGAUCACAAAACGCCUGAGUUCUUUCGAGUUUGACACACUUUCACCAGCAGCUUCCUUAAAAGUCACAAAACCGGCUACAUUUGACAGAACACCAGCUCAAGUUUUAAAACCAACCCAAAAAAAUACUUUACCCAAUCGGUUUUCGACCUACGAACCGGAGAGCAAAGAAACAGAAAUAAAGUUACCCAAAAGUAUGAGCUCUAGUUGGACACCUGGAAUGGAAGAAAAUAAUUCUGAUUGCAACAAGAGUGUCAGAAGUUUGAAGGACAGAUUUGAACAGUUGAGUUCAGCUAGUUGAUUUUUUUUAGACCCUUUAUUUUUUUCUACAUAUAUACCGUAUAAAUAUUUCACGUCUUGGAUAUAUAUAUGCACACAUAUAUAUAUAUAUAUAUAUAUAUGU
Messenger RNA from Dimorphilus gyrociliatus, 5836 nucleotides. The record is from the annotation of a GenBank genome assembly. NCBI's taxonomy places the organism in Eukaryota, Metazoa, Annelida, Polychaeta, Dinophilidae.